UUCACGGGGCAGAGGACAGCCGAGCUGUCGGUGCGGAGCGGAGCUGAGCGGAGCCGGGGAGCCGUCGGUGCUCCGGGACUGUCUGUGUCGUCGGGAGUUGGGAAGUGACCGGGCAGGAGGAGGGUUCAGACGGGCUGAGAGACCUCGGGGGUUCCGGGAGAAGAUGGGAAUAAAGUCGCUGCUUCCGAAUCUUCCCCGGCGGAGCCGCGUUGCUGUAACGUUCAGGGAAACUCGGCGUACAUUGUGUCUUUAGACGUUUUCCCCUUUUCUUUCUCUCCUUUUUUUUUCUUCAUUAUUUUUAUUUUUUGGGGGGACUCCACCACCGCUGCGAGCUAGCUUUAGCCAGCCCGCCGCCGACCCUGUCAGACAGCCAGGUACCGGAGAGGAGGAGGCGGAGGCGGCGGAGGAGGAGGAGGAGGAGGAGGAGGAGGGCUCGCUGACAAAGGAAGGUGGCGAGGGAACGAUGAACCGCUUUCGGAAGUGGCUGUACAAGCCCAAGAGGACGGACCCGCAGCUCCUGGCCCAGUUCUAUUACGCCGACGAGGAGCUGAACCAGGUGGCCACCGAGCUGGACAGCCUGGACGGCAGGAAGGACCCUCAGAGAUGCACCCUGCUGGUCAACCAGUUCCGAUCCUGUCAGGACAACGUGUUGAACAUCAUCAGCCAGAUCAUGGAUGAAUGUAUCCCCACCGGCCGGGCCAACCGGGACUUCAGCGUCAAGUUCCCCGAGGAGAUUCGCCAUGACAACUUGGCCGGGCAGCUGUGGUUUGGGGCCGAAUGUUUGGCUGCAGGCUCCAUCAUCAUGAACAGGGAGAUCGAGAGCAUCGCCAUGAGACCCCUGGCGAAAGACCUGACCCGCAGCCUGGAGGAGGUGCGCAACAUCACCAGAGACCAGGCCCUGAGGGACCUCAACCUCUACACGGACCGCAUGAAGGACGCCUUGAGACAUUUUGACAGCCUUUUCGCUGAGUUUGAGCUCAGCUAUGUGUCAGCCAUGGUGCCUGUGAAGUCUCCCAAAGAAUACUACGUGCAGCAGGAAGUGAUUGUGCUCUUCUGUGAGACUGUGGAGAGGGCCCUGAAGCAGGGAUACCUCACGCAGGACAUGAUCGACGACUACGAGCCUGCUCUCAUGUUUACAAUCCCCCGACUGGCCAUCGUGUGCGGCCUGGUUGUGUAUUCAGACGGACCGCUCAACCUCGACCGGAAAUCCGAGGACAUGUCGGAGCUCUUCAGGCCCUUUCGCACUUUAUUGAAGAAAAUCAGAGAUCUGCUGCAGACCCUGACGGAGGAGGAGCUGAUGACGCUGGAGAGGAACCUGUGCAUUUCCCAGGACGGAGAGUUGUCUUCCAACCAGAGUCUGGCCUCAAACGGCACGCCGGCGGCGGUCCAGGAGAACCGCUCCUCCUGCAGCCCCCCCGGCGACGCCGCCCGGGAGGAGGGCGAGGCCGCCGAGGAGCACAGCGCCGUGUUCGUGGGUCAGGGGGAGCAGGUGGCGGAGGUGGAGAAGGGCUGGGAGGAGGUGGAGACGGAGCUGGGGGAGGAGGAGCGGGAGCCGGGCCUGCUGUGCGAGGAGGCGGAGGAGGCGGAGCUGGCCUGCUCCAUGCAGUACGACGAGGAGGAGCUGGAGCAGCUCAACAUGAUGGUGUACCGGGUGGGGGACGAGAUGUCCACGCUGCUGUCGCCCCCCAGCCAGGGCCAGUCCCCGGCGCGCCGCCCCGCCGGGGGGGAGUCCAGCGGGGCGUCCAGCACCGAGGCCUCGCCGCGCCGCGCCCCUGCCGGCGGGCGGGGGAGGCCCGGCGCCGCCGUGGAGGAGGAGGACCGGGUGUUCUUCAUGGAGGACCUGCACGCGGCGGUGGACAGCAUCACCAGCGGCGCCCGGGACGCCUGCCGGUGCGUGGAGACGGCCCGGGCUGCGCCGCCCCGCCCCGGGCCGCGGCCCGACCCGCGGCCCGACCCGCUCCAGAACGGCUGGCACGGCGAGGCCACGUCGGAGCAGCCGUGUCCGCGGCCGCGGGGCCCGAGCUCCGCCAAGCGGCCCCCCUGCACGGCGGCGCCGCGACGCGAGCCCCCGCCUUGCGCCAACGGCUGGGAGACGGGCGUGGAGGGCACGGCGGCCGAGACCGCCGAGGUCAUCGCCCACCGCAUGGGCGGGAUGAAGCUCUCCGCCACCGUCAUCUUCAACCCCCGCUCGCCCAGCCUGACGGAGCUGGCCGUGGACAAGCUGCUGCUGCCGCGGCCCCCGCCCUCCGACAUGGAGCCCUGCGGCCCCCUGGUGGCCACCCACUGCCUGCUCAACUCCUGCGUGUGCUGCGGGAGCUGCGAGGACGGCCACGACGACGCCGCCGGCCCGGACGCCCCCGGGCUGGGGCUGGGCCUCGCCCUGGGACUGGACAAGAGCGGCAAGGCCCCCGCCUCCGGCGCCGUCAUCCAGUCCGCCGCCUGCCAGCUGCCGCUGCCCCCGCGGGGCCACGAGCCGCAGGUUAUCCCCCCGUCUCUGCGCUGCGCCGCCGAGCCGCUGGAGGAGGACUCCGCCCCCCAGGGCGGGGCCUUCCCCUGCGGACACCAGCUCAGGACCGGAAAGAGGCAGAGGGAGGACGAGACGGAGAGUCUGGACGUGAGGAGAGACACCAAAGAGGACGGCAGGAGGAGCUCCAGUUUCCAGAACUCCCCCCUCAGCUCUGUGUCAGGUAGUGACUGUGAGAGUGUGUCGGUCACCACCUGUAGUCUGUCCAGCAGUGCGUACACUCCCAGCCCGGUCAGCAGCCUGACCUCCAGCUCAGGGACUUCAGAAGACCUGGACCACCAGGAGAUCCAGCUGGCGCUGCACGACGCCAAGAUGGCGGCCAGGAACAAGAUCCGGUCCCGGUUCCACAGCAGCAGCGACCUGAUCCACCGCCUCUUCGUUUGUAUAUCAGGUGUUGCCGACCAGCUGCAGACGAACUACGCCAGCGACCUUCGCAGCAUCCUCAAGACUCUGUUUGAAGUCAUGGCAACCAAGUGCGAGCAGGGAGACAGCGAUCAGCAGAAGAAAGGCCCCGUUCUGCGCAGUGCGGUGCUGGAGGACUGCGCUCUGUGUCAGGAGACCGUCUCCUCCUCAGAGCUGGCCGCCAAGGCCCGAGAGGGCCAGUUCGAAGACCCUCCUGACUGGGUCCCCGACGAGGCCUGCAGCUCCUGCAUCGCCUGCAAGGCUCCGUUCACCGUCAUCCGCAGGAAGCACCACUGCAGGAGCUGUGGGAAGAUCUUCUGCUCGCGCUGCUCCUCCCACUCCGCCCCGCUGCCCCGGUACGGCCAGGUGAAGCCGGUCAGAGUCUGCACCCACUGCUACAUGUUCCACGUCACGCCCUUCUACAGCGACAAGGCGGCCAUCUGACCUCCGACCCCCGCACCGGAGGCACACGGUCCAGCACAGGCGCGGCUCGUGCAGCGCGGGCGGUCCAGCGGCGCCGGAACCUGCUGAACGUCCAGAGCGGGGUGUGAUGGGUGGAAGCCGGUGAUGGAGGAGCAGCAGGAGGAGCGGAGCGGCGCCGUGCGGCCGCCGUCCUCUGUAGCAGUUCACCUCCUUCCUCUACUGUUUGUUGCUAUUUGCUUUGGGUGUAAAUGAAAGAACCCGCGACGAACUUUCCAAACGCUUCUGCGAGCUUCCAGGAGGACUGGGAGUCCUGAAGAGAAUGUAAGACAUGAUCGCCAUGUAAAUAAACCAGGAGAGUUCUGGUACCUGAACGCAACGCGUCUUCAGUCAACGGUUGCCAAAUAGGGGAACUGGAAACGCUUUAAAACAUCCCAGCAGCCCCACAUGUCCCAGCAGCCCCAGCAGCUUCCCGUCCCGACCCCUUCCUGCUCCUAGCGGCUGUGAAUGUGGCAGGAAGUGUGGCUCCUCAGUGAUGGGCCGGUCCUGCUGCCUCUGCUCUGGUCCGGCAGCAGACUCUGGAUUAAAGGGAUUCCUCCUCCUCCUCCUCCUCCUCCUCCUCCUCGCCGUCGGGUCUGGCAGGCCCUCUAGUGGAGGGUUGACCUCUCUUGGCUCCCUUCAGCACCACAAUGUGUAGAAGUUAGUUCCAACCAGAGGCCUUCUCAGGUGCUGGCCUUCAGGACUCGAGGCCGCUCUCAUGGCUCAUCCUCUUCCUCACUGAUGUUUUAGUGCAAUAUUGUGACUACUGAUCGCGUCGCUCCUGCACUUUCUGCGCUCCUCAAACCGCAGGAAGGGGUUUUCUUUUCGAGGAGCAGACUUGUGCUGAAAAGUGUUUACACUGAAUUGUUUCCUUCACGACCCGCUCCUGACCUCCGCUCGGCUCAUCAGUCUGCUUCCAGCACACACGGUAUCUUCCACACACACACACACUCGGAACAUCCGUCUGGACGUCAUGUGAACGCUCUGGAGUGGCCCACAUGGCUCUGUCCGCUCUGCUCUCAAUCACAGCAGCUCUCUCAGGCAUCACUACAACCUCUCUCACUGCUCUCCUCAUCCAAACAUGUAAUCUAAAGGUUUGCUUUGUUUCUUUUAUAAAGAACAGAAAUAAUGUAUGAAGCUAUAAUUACUUUUGUGUAAAAUAAAUAAAAGAAAUCAUGCAGUAAUUAAAGGGCGGGAGAUCCUAUUGUUAUUAUUGUUUCAGAGCUUGGUCUUAUUUUAUAAAACUCCAGAAUCAUUUCCAUGAUAGCUGUGUAAAAUAUCCAAUUAAUAAAUAAUGUUCUAUAGUUUUAAAUGCCAUGUAUAUUGAAAUAAAUGACUUUUUCCUGUUUGAA
Molecule: messenger RNA, 4737 nt
Organism: Salarias fasciatus (jewelled blenny)
Lineage: Eukaryota; Metazoa; Chordata; Actinopteri; Blenniiformes; Blenniidae
Gene: zfyve28
Product: zinc finger, FYVE domain containing 28
Exons: 14
Coding region: 464-3370 (968 amino acids)
Biological process (GO): negative regulation of epidermal growth factor-activated receptor activity
Cellular component (GO): early endosome membrane
Molecular function (GO): metal ion binding
Source: RefSeq, a predicted model, not a curated record